AUGGCCAUAGCCAUGGAAUGCAUAUAUUGGGCAGUGCUUGUAUGCAUUAAUUUACCACAAUGCUGUGUAAUGUUGACACUGUGUUCAUACAAUUUUGAUUUCAUGGCAAUGUUUUGCUGCCUAUGUUCCCUGCAGGUACUAGUGUGCGUAGGUACAACUGUUGUCGGAAGUGCAGGCAAGGAGCAGCUGAAAGGCAUAGCCGACAAAUUCGAAGACGUUAUUGUGUUCAUGGACCCCGAUCAUGAGGGUCGGACCAUUCGCAACAAACUGGAGGAAUGGAUUGGCCCCACACGCCACGCAUUCAUGCCGUUGCCGGCUUUGGGCGUGGGUUCCAGCAGUGCAGCUGGCUUCAAAACAGGGGUUCAGUACGCGCCCGCAGAAGCCACUCGCAAGGCCCUCUUCUCCGCUUGCACCAGCGAUAGAGAGCGAGAGGAAUUCAGAAGAGAGGAUCUUGAGGACAUGGGAUUGGUACAACCCAACGGAGUGCGGGGAGUGAACGUGAAGCUACGGCGAAAGGAGUUUUGUGCAUUUCUGGGAUUGGGUCCGUGCGACGGCAGGCAGCUCUUGAAGCAGCUGAACUGGUACGGCUUCUCGCGCAGCCAAGCUGCAGAGGCCGCGGCCUAUAGUCAGCGGUGCGUGGAUGCAUGGGUGCUCGCACAUGGGAGCAAGGAAGACUCCCAGUGA
This is a messenger RNA of Ostreobium quekettii, 684 nucleotides long. Lineage: Eukaryota; Viridiplantae; Chlorophyta; Ulvophyceae; Bryopsidales; Ostreobiaceae. The record is from the annotation of a GenBank genome assembly.